Aedes albopictus (Asian tiger mosquito) is the source of this 950-nucleotide messenger RNA. Its product is annotated as terpene synthase. Gene Ontology annotation, biological process: isoprenoid biosynthetic process. The transcript has 4 exons. NCBI's taxonomy places the organism in Eukaryota, Metazoa, Arthropoda, Insecta, Diptera, Culicidae. Bases 1 to 843 code for a protein of 280 amino acids. The record is from RefSeq and is a predicted model, not a curated record. Gene Ontology annotation, molecular function: prenyltransferase activity.
AUGAGAAUACCGGGUAAACAGUUCAGAAUCAGAAUGGCUGCUGCGUUAAAUCAUUGGUUGAAUGUGCCUUUCGAAAAAAUGGUGAAAAUUGGAGAAAUAAUCCAACUGCUGCAUACAGGAAGCUUGCUUAUUGACGAUAUCCAAGAUGGAUCGGUGCUUCGACGUGGCGUCCCAGCUGCUCAUCAACUGUUCGGUAUUCAUUGCACCAUGAAUACUGCGUGCUACGUUAUUACCCAUGCCUUGAUUCAAACGAACGAAGUGGGAGGAGAAGCAGCUAAUAGAAUAUUUUGUCACGAGCUGCUGGAACUACAUCGUGGCCAGGGAGCUGAUAUAUUCUGGCGCGAUAAUGCCAUUUGUCCGACGGAGAAAGAAUACAAACUGAUGGUUGUUCGCAAAACGGGUGGAUUGUUUCUAAUGCUGAUUCGUAUGUUGCAGUUGUUCAGUGACAAUAAGCGUGAUUUUACGAAACUUGCUGGCCUAGUGGGACUGUUCUUCCAGGUUAGAGACGAUUACUGCAGUCUUAAGUCCAAGGAUUAUACCAAUAAGAAGGCGUUUUGUGAGGAUCUAUCUGAAGGGAAAAUGAGCUUUCCGGUGGUGCAUUCCAUCAUGGCUAUGAAUGAUAGAGAAGUUUUGCAUAUGUUGAGAAAACGCAGCACCAAUAUUGAGGACAAGAAAUAUUGUGUGGAGUUAUUAGAGAAAAACGGUAGUCUUCGGUACACUGCUGACAUGCUUGAAUUACUUGAGAUUGAAGUGAGAAGAGAGAUUAACAAUCUCGGAGGAAAUCCAUUUAUGGAGAAAUUAGUUGAUGAACUCGCAGCCUGGAAAAUCAUGGAAAGCAAUUAAAAAUUGCUGUGGUAAAUUUGUUGGCUCAAAUAUACCCAUUUUAACCAGGGGGAGCGACCCUAGUUUUGCCAAGCCAAAAAACCUUAAAAAAAGCUGAAAAAAGCUCA